GCAUUUCAUUCUUCUCCCUGCCCGGAACUCCUCUAGCUGCUAUUUGGGACAACCUAGCCCCAUGGAGCCGUCUUCUCCUUGUCCCUUCCUCACUCAUCGUUCGGGGCAUCUGCGGCCCGGACACAUGUCCUCUGCAGCCAAGCUGCCUGAGACCUGCUCUCCUUACAAAAGAAUCCGUUUCCACUAAACCCCUGAGCGUUUCACAUGUCGUCAUUAGAAAGCCUCUUGUUUACUCAUCUUCUUUAGUUUAUUUGCCCAGUCCACAAAAAUAUUUGGUCGGCGUGACUUCCUGUAACCAAAUGUGGGUGCCCAGCCGAAAGGUAUCAAGCCGCCUGUACUUUGAUGAGGCUGUGGCUGGGGCCGACCGCCAUUUUGAAACAAGCACAGACCACAAGAAUGCUGGGCAGGGCCUACCCCCUGCAACUGUAACCAGAUUUCAGCGCCGUGGGACCCAUGAAUCACAGGCGUCUGGAGAGAAGUAUCAAGCAGAACAGGGGAAAAACUCAAUCAUCGUCUUGGAGAGUUGUGAUGAGCUGCGGAUACCCCAAGAAUGGACAGGAAGGGCUCCAUCCCAGAGGCUCCUGGUUUACCAGCCACAGCGACGGUGUCUGCUCCUGCUCCCAGGCAACAUUCAGAUCUUCAGUGUUUCUUCACAGAGAUUAUUCCCCAGAGGAAGCAGCUUGCCACCUGUUCCUCAGUUUACCCGUGUUCACCUAAAAAAAAAACAAGAAAAUCAGCCCUCUUCCUUCUUAACGGAGCCUGAGAUAAAGACAAGUCAGAAGAUGGGCCUGUGUUCCUGCCUCUCUCCAGCAGCCCAGGCUCAGCGAAAACAGCUUCUCUUGCGAGCUGAAACUUACCCAAACGAACCAGGAAUAAAAACUUUUAGAAGCAAACGUAACCUUUGGAGCUGCUUGCAUUUGUACCCUCUUGACGUGUGCCUACAAUGAACGUGGGAGAAGAGAGGAGAGAGCCAAGGUGUCGUGGAAGGGAUUUUAGACAUCAGAGGACUCCAGGUCUGAUCCCAGCUCCGCCAGUGGGCCAUCAGUAUGACCUGAGACCAAGGCUUCCCCUCCCAGACCCCCAUUUCUUUAUCUCAGUGGUGAAAGGUUGAACCAAAUGACCUCCUGUCCUCUGACUCUUAGGGAGCUUCGUCUUUCCGUGGCACCCAUGCUGGUCUGGACAGAACUGGAGGGUGUAGAGUUUGAGCAGCACCUGUGUUUACACUGUACAAUCUGCAGUUUACUGUAAUAAAAUCAUUUAAUACACUCAUAAUUUUUUUGGCAAGGGGU
Molecule: messenger RNA, 1289 nt
Organism: Acinonyx jubatus (cheetah)
Lineage: Eukaryota; Metazoa; Chordata; Mammalia; Carnivora; Felidae
Exons: 6
Coding region: 300-947 (215 amino acids)
Source: RefSeq, a predicted model, not a curated record